Morchella sextelata is the source of this 417-nucleotide messenger RNA. RefSeq lists its product as uncharacterized. The transcript has a single exon. Lineage: Eukaryota; Fungi; Ascomycota; Pezizomycetes; Pezizales; Morchellaceae. The record is from RefSeq and is a predicted model, not a curated record. Bases 1 to 417 code for a protein of 138 amino acids.
AUGAAGGUCUCAACCGUCAUCCUCAGCGCUCUCUUCUCGUUCUCUUUUAUCACUGCUCUUCCUCUCCCAGCGGAUACCCCCUCGCUCGCCUAUCUGGCCAAAAAGGACAUCACAAGUCUAGUCCCACAGUACAUAAAACGCCAGGACGAAGAUUUCCCAGAUGAAAGCGGUCCAGGCGUCGAUAUCCCCGAUGACGAAGAUUUCCCCGAUGAGAAAUUCAAACGCCAGACCGGUGAGGACAUCUCAUCCGGAUCCGAUGAUGAUAGCAGUGGAGAUGGCUCGAGUGGCAGCGAUGAUGAAUCCUCCGGCUCCGGUGAUGAGGGGUUUGAUUUCCUUAUGAAAACCAGACGCCAAUCCGGCGACAGCGGCGGUGAUGACUCCUGGAAGGGGGACGGCGGAGAGAAGCAUAGGCGUUAG